Molecule: messenger RNA, 996 nt
Organism: Nicotiana attenuata
Lineage: Eukaryota; Viridiplantae; Streptophyta; Magnoliopsida; Solanales; Solanaceae
Exons: 1
Coding region: 1-996 (331 amino acids)
Source: RefSeq, a predicted model, not a curated record
AUGGGAGAUUUUAAUACAGUAAGGGAUAUUGAAGAUAGGGUGAAUGGCACAGUGGUACAGGAAAAUGAGAUCAAAGACUUUAGAUCUCUAAUGGAGGACUGCAGUUUGAAUGAACUUGGUACUGUGGGUAGAACUUAUACAUGGACAAAUAGCCAUGUUUAUAGCAGAAUUGAUAGAGCCCUAGUCAAUGCACACUGGAUGAUAAACAUGCCUCCAAUGCAAGUCCAUGUGAUGGAUCCUCAGUUUUCUGAUCAUUCUCCUUUAUGUAUAGAGCUGGAAGCAGAACCAGAACACAAAGGGAGACCUUUCAAGUUUUUUAAUUGUCUUGCUGAGCACCCAGAUUUUGAUAGUGUUAUUAGAGACAGCUGGAACAAGGAGAACAAAAAUAUGAAGGAUAUCUGGAACAAUCUAAAAAGUGUCAAAGUGGCCCUUAAGAGUCUGAACACAAGGGAAUUUACCAGUACAACAAGCAAGGUUCAACAAUUGAGGGAGGAGUUAGCCAGCAUUCAAGCACAAAUGAGGACCACCACAAUAACAGAUACCAUGUUUGAAUCAGAGAAAAAUACAAAAAAGCAACUGGAGAAAUGGAGUAAAAUAGAGGAGAGCAUUUAUAGAAAAAGAUCUAGAAUCCAAUGGCUCCAACUAGGUGAUUCCAACACAGCCUUCUUCUUUGCAAGUAUGAAAGGGAAAGUAGCACAGAAUCAAACAAAAUUCCUACAGGAUGACAAAGGAAGGUUGAUCAGCAAAACAGAUGAUAUUGAACAAGAGAUUGUUGGGUUCUACAAAGAACUGCUAGGGAGUUCCACAAAUAGUAUUCCUGCUAUUGAUCCUAGAAUAAUGAGGAAAGGACAAGUGCUUACAAGGUCUCAGCAAUUACAACUUAUAGCUCCUUUCACUAAUGAAGAUGUGAGGAAGGCACUACAGGGGAUUGGAGACUCAAAGGCACCAGUGGGGAUGGUUUCAAUGCAUACUUCUACAAGAAGACUUGGCAAAUAA